UUAAAGUGUCCAGUGAUUGGGUCUCAAUACAGUAUAUACAUGUGAUAUGAGUAAUGUAAGAUAUGUAGACAUUAUGUGUAUGCCUCUAUGACACUGCAACAGACUCCUAGAUAACCACACAUUCAUAAGAAUGAAGAACUGUAGUCAGAACCAUAGUCACCCCACCACCAAAGGUCAGAGUGCUUUCAUUGUUACAGAGAGAGAUAUUAAAAGAGUAUUGUCUAACCUGAAUAUUCUAAGGAGACACCAAUGGCAAACACCAAUGGCAGGUACUGUAUCUAUUGUGAAACUCCUGAUUUAAUAGUUGAGAAAGUCAAACAGUGGGUCAGGGUGGGUGUCAUCGCUUUCGAUGAACCAAUCUAAACCAAUUUCGAUGAACCAAUCUGUCAUAUUGUUUAUCUCCUUAGACCACACCUAAGCCCUAAACCCUGGUCACCGUCACCUUAUAGGUGAAGCCUCUCUGGUUUUUACACGCCUCUCAUUGCUUUACAACCCCUGUGCAUAGACUAAAGUUCUCUGCAUUUGAAACAAGACAACAGACAUCCAGCACAUUGGAGACCGAGCAAGGACAUAGAAUAACUCGCAUAUCUCGUGAGGCCAUUUUCAAUCAUCCUGUGUGACUGAGGGUUUCAACCUCAAGAGUUUAGAAGCCUUUUCCCACACCUGUGUGUGUGUGCUCUGGGUGAUCAUGUCGACGGCAGUGGAACUAACUGGGUUUUUGUUGUGCGUGGCAAGCUGGCUGCUCACCGGCUCCUCACUAGCCAAUGACUACUGGAAGUUGUCCUCGGUGUCUGGCAGUGUCAUCAUAUCCACACGCCAGUUCCAGAAUCUAUUUCACUCGUGUGCCGAGAACAGCGCCGGCAUUAGGAACUGCAAAGACUUUGAGUCUCUGCUCGCUCUGCCUGGCUACAUACAGGCAUGUCGAGCCCUGAUGAUCAUCGCUCUGCUCCUGGGUCUAGCGUCCAUCAUUGUCUCAGUGCUGGGGCUGAAAUGCACAAAGAUCGGCAGCACUUCUCAACAGGUCAAGGGCAAAAUCACUCUGACCGGCGGCAGCUUGUUCAUCUUAUCAGGUCUUUCCACCUUGACUGCUGUGUCAUGGUACACUGCACGGGUGGUGCAGGAGUUCCAUGAUCCAUUUUUUGCAGGAGUAAGGUUUGAGCUGGGUACAGGUCUAUACAUGGGCUGGGGAGCUGCCUGUCUGGCCAUUCUAGGUGGGGUCAUGCUCUGCUGUUAUGGAAGAGAGGUCCAUCAGCACCACCAACAGGGGGAUAUUCAUACAACUACUCCAAAACAAGCCGUGUACAACAGAUCUACAGGGAAGCACCUGUGUCAGAGUCUGGGAAUUCAAAAGCUUAUGUUUAAAGCAGUUUCAAAUGUUUUUUGUUUUUUUUAAAUCUCAAUGUUUGUU
Salvelinus sp. IW2-2015 is the source of this 1408-nucleotide messenger RNA. RefSeq names its product claudin-19. Gene Ontology annotation, cellular component: bicellular tight junction; plasma membrane. The record is from RefSeq and is a predicted model, not a curated record. Lineage: Eukaryota; Metazoa; Chordata; Actinopteri; Salmoniformes; Salmonidae. Gene Ontology annotation, molecular function: structural molecule activity. Gene Ontology annotation, biological process: cell adhesion; bicellular tight junction assembly.